UUUUUUUUUGUUUUCAGACGUUCAGACGCAAUGCAGACCUAAAAAAGACGUCUUUGAAACUUUGUAUGCUGUCCUGGUCUGGAACUAGUGGAACUAGGUAUAAUUUCUAGGAGGAGAAAGAACAGACUUUAUAUUAAGUAAUAAAAACUCAGUUGAAAAUGUUGAUUUCACAAAAAUGUGUAUAAUUAUCGAAAUUGAAGGAAAAUUUUUGUGAUAACGAAAUAUAAAAGCCCUUCACGAUUAGAUGCUAUGGCUUUUAAUCAAUAGAUAAGCUAGAUUAAAAUAACAAUUGCCUAAACACCAAAUAUCUGGUCCAAAAACAAAAAUGUCUCUCAAAAUAUAUGGUGCUUCUGCUAGUCCGCCUUUUAGGGCCGUUUUGAAGUGCGCAAAAGUCUUGGAAAUCGAUUUGAAAGUGCAAACAAUCGACUUUAUUAAUGGAGAGCAUUUAAGCCUUAAGAAGACGACGGAUUUUUUUUUGGCAGAUAGUCACGCAAUCAACGGCUAUUUAAUAGGAAAAUUUGGCAAGGAAAAUGAUCCUUUGUAUCCGAAAAACGACAUAAAACGUCGAGCUUUGAUUGACCACCGCUUACAUUUGGAUUCCAGCAUUAUUGCUGCAAAAGGCCUACAAAUAACUAGGCCUUUGAACUAUCACAGGCUCAAACCCACUCAGCAAAGUCUGGACGAUCUAAAAGAAGCCUUUGGAUUUUUAGAGAAACAACUUGAUUCAAACUACAUAGUGGGAAAAAUACCUUGUCUAUAG
Ceutorhynchus assimilis (cabbage seed weevil) is the source of this 760-nucleotide messenger RNA. Lineage: Eukaryota; Metazoa; Arthropoda; Insecta; Coleoptera; Curculionidae. The record is from the annotation of a GenBank genome assembly.